AACACAGUGCACUUCACGAAAACAACAGUGAAUAUGUCGCGACAUCUUGGCCGUUUCUUCUUCGACAUACUCAGAAAGGCAAACCCAAAGGAUGUGGCCAUGAUGAACAGUGAAAUGAAAAGAAAAUUAACUUAUGAAGAUAUGUUCGUUGGGAGUUUGAGACUUGCCAAGGCUUUGAAGAAUAGGAAUGUGAAGAGGGGCGACGUUGUCGGGAUUGUCUGCGAAAAUAGACCAGAGUAUUUUGUUCCGAUCAUGGCUUGCUUUUAUCAAGGAAUCAUUGUGCAUCCUAUGAAUGCCGCGUUCACUACACGAGAGCUGGAACUGAGCUACGCCUGCAGCAAACCCAAAUUAAUCUUCACCAGUGAUAAGAAUAUGUCAACAUUGGAAAAUCUUAAAAAUUCUACUGAUUAUUUGAGAGAAAUCAUCAGCUUCGAUAGCUGGAAGUAUUCGGACAUGGUAAAAUCUGGAGAAGCCUUGGAUGAUAUAGACGAUAGUGCAGGGGAUCCGGACGAUCCAGCAGUUGUCUUGAGCUCUUCGGGAACGACUGGACUUCCGAAAGGCGUUGUCCUUACGAUGAACAACAUAAUAAACACUUUUAUUUCUUUGAGAUAUCCUUACUUGCACUUUACACCAUCAACCGUGGCAAUAGGUAUGUUACCGUUCUGCCAUGUUUUCGGCUUCCUAAUAUCUCUUGGAAACAUCGAGGGUAACUCAAAAACGGUCAUUCUGCCCAAAUUCAUACCAGAACUUUACUGUGAAACAAUUCAGAGUUUCAAUAUUCAGUCAAUACAAGUAGUCCCUUCGAUUGCAAUAUUUUUAGCCAAACAUCCAACGGUGGACAAGUACGAUUUAUCGUGUCUCAGCGACAUUGUUUCUGGUGGAGCAAUACUAAAUCCGCAAAUACAAGUUAUUUUAGAGAAUAAAUUUGAUUGUUCAGUAAGACAAGUCUACGGUAUGUCGGAAACAUGUGGAAUAAUGACCAUGUCUCCACCUGGGGAAGUAUGCAAGUUAGGCAGUUGCGGAAAAUUAAUUCCCGGUGUAAGUGCAAAAAUCGUCGACACCACUACGAAUAGACGAUUGGGCGCAAACAUCUCUGGAGAAAUAUGCUUAAAAAGCCCGAUAAUCAUGAAAGAGUACUUGAACGAUGCAGAGGCCACCAGAAAAGCCUUCGACGAAGAAGGAUUCUUUCGCACAGGCGAUUUGGGAUACAUCGAUGAAGAUGGUUAUUUCUUCAUCGUUGACCGAUUGAAAGAUCUCAUAAAAUACAAAGGAUAUCAGGUAUGGUCUACCGAAAUUGAAGAUCUGUUAAUGUCCCACAAAGACAUUAUUGAGGCAUCUGUAAUCGGUAUACCCGAUGACAAACAUGGUGAACUUACCAUGGCAAUCAUCGUGAAAAGAGUUGGCUGCGAUCUAACGGAAAAUGAAGUUAUCAAAUUUGUUGCUGAAAAUUUAUCAGAAAUUAAGGGAUUGCACGGAGGUGUCCGCUUCAUGAAGGAAAUACCUAAAGGAACGACGGGAAAGAUACAAAAGAAGAAGUUACGAGAAAUGUUUCAGCCAUAA
Messenger RNA from Nicrophorus vespilloides, 1560 nucleotides. Its product is annotated as luciferin 4-monooxygenase-like. Gene Ontology annotation, biological process: fatty-acyl-CoA biosynthetic process; long-chain fatty acid metabolic process. The record is from RefSeq and is a predicted model, not a curated record. Bases 34 to 1560 code for a protein of 508 amino acids. Gene Ontology annotation, molecular function: long-chain fatty acid-CoA ligase activity. NCBI's taxonomy places the organism in Eukaryota, Metazoa, Arthropoda, Insecta, Coleoptera, Silphidae. The transcript has 7 exons.